Molecule: messenger RNA, 3783 nt
Organism: Styela clava
Lineage: Eukaryota; Metazoa; Chordata; Ascidiacea; Stolidobranchia; Styelidae
Product: phosphatidylinositol-binding clathrin assembly protein LAP-like
Biological process (GO): synaptic vesicle budding from presynaptic endocytic zone membrane; clathrin-dependent endocytosis; clathrin coat assembly
Cellular component (GO): clathrin-coated vesicle; synaptic vesicle; clathrin-coated pit
Molecular function (GO): phosphatidylinositol-4,5-bisphosphate binding; 1-phosphatidylinositol binding; SNARE binding
Source: RefSeq, a predicted model, not a curated record
AUAUUUUUGCACCAACUAAUUCAGUUGAAAUUGUGAGUGAUUCGGUUAGAUAGGAAAUCUUCACAAUGGCAGGACAAAGUAUUGGGGAUCGUAUUACUGCUGCUCAACACACCAUCAUUGGAUCAGAUAUGUCCAAGAGUGUAUGCAAAGCAACAACACAUGAAAUAAUGGGACCAAAGAAAAAGCAUCUCGAUUACCUCAAUGCACUAACUCGAGAACAGAAUAUCAACAUUCCUGAAUUAGCAGAUCUACUUAUCGAAAGAACAAAAGUUGGAAAAUGGGUUGUCGUUUUCAAAAGUUUAAUCACAACACAUCAUUUAAUGUGUUAUGGCAAUGAGCGAUUUAUUCAACAUUUGGCAUCUCGCCAUGCUUUAUUUAAUCUUGCGAAUUUCAUUGACAAAACAGGAGUCCAGGGUUAUGAUAUGUCAACAUUCGUCCGAAGAUAUGCAAAAUAUCUGAAUCAGAAAGGAAUAUCAUACAGAACAGUUGCAUAUGAUUUUACAAGGGUUAAGAGAGGUAAAGAUAAUGGGGUUUUGAGAACAUUGGCAACAGAGAAGUUAUUGAAGACAUUGCCAACAUUGCAGCUGCAGCUGGAUACAUUGCUGGAGUUUCAAGCGAGUGCAAAUGAAUUAACCAACGGGGUAGUGAAUAGUGCUUUCAUGCUGCUCUUUAAGGACUUAAUCCGGUUAUUUGCUUGUUACAACGAUGGAAUUAUCAAUUUGUUGGAAAAAUACUUUGAUAUGAAGAAGCAUCAUUGCAAAGAAGCGCUUGAUCUUUACAAAAAGUUUUUGACAAGAAUGGAAAAGGUUUCGGAAUUUCUUAAGGUUGCAGAACAAGUAGGAAUUGAUAAAGGUGACAUUCCAGAUCUUACACAGGCUCCCAACAGUCUAUUAGAUGCGUUAGAGCAACAUUACGCAACACUUGACGGAAAAAAGGGAAAUGCUACAUCAAAACCUUCAACUGCUACUUCUGCUCAAGUGAAAGCAUUUUCUGCUGUUAGUUCUUCAUUUGAUGAAAAAGACAAAGAGGCCAGCUUACUCGAAGAAGAAGAACAACUGAGAAUGUUUAAACAAAGAACUCAAGAGGCACAGCAACAACAAGAGCAAUUCAAGCCAACAACAAAUGGCACAGUUGCACCACCUGCCACAACCCAACAGCAGACGACAUCAUCCUUCAGUAUUGAUCUCCUGUCUACUGAUACAGUCGCUUCAGCAAGUACAACCUCCAAUAGCCUAUUUGACCUAGAUAGUUUUUCUGCUCCACCACCGCAGACACAAACAUCAUUAUUUCCACAGCAGAAUGCCUUUGGGCAAAUGGAUGCCGCACAGCCAUUUGGAAUGCAGGCACAUUCACAGCCUGCUUUCACUCAGCCAGCUAUGAAUAAUAGCCAAAUGUUUCCAGGAAUGUCCAAUUCACAGCCACCACCUAUGGUUACAUCUCAACCAAAUCUUUUUCCAACAACAAAUGCUACUACUCCAUUUGAUUCCAGUAAUGCAUUGCCAUUCCAGGGUGAUUUGUUGACACCAACAGUGUUUGGUCAACAAGUGCAGGCUGCACCUAUUACAAUGAAUUCAACUUCUAAUCAACAUCCGCAACCUGUAGGAAGUGAUCUUGAUUCUUCUCUCGCAAAUGUUGUUGCUAAUUUGAACGUUGGUGGAAUGAAGGCAAAUCAAAACUUCCAGCCAAAGUCAGAGAGGAAACUCACUGGAGGGAUGAAUUUUCAACCACAAUUAACUAAUACAUCGACGAUGCCACCAGCGAUGCAAAUGCCAGGCACUGCACCAGCGAUGAUGCCACAGAUGACAAUGCAAAUGAAUUAUAAUCAACCAAUGAUGGGUAUGCAGCCUAUGAUGCAACCAAAUAUGUACGGGCAACAUAUGGGAAUGCAACAACAAAUGAAUAUGAGACAACUGAAUCCUAAUAAUCCGUUUGGACCAAUGUAACAUUACUGAACAUGAUAACAAAAUAUCGUCUUGGAAAGAUUAAUUUCUAAUGAUAUUCAACUGAGAGAUGGCGCUGUUGUGAGCUUUAUCGUGCUUCGUUAAAACAUUUCUUUCUAAUAAUUUUAUGAUCCUGUUUAUAUUAUCAUAUACCAGUGAUACCUUUUAACUGCUUAGUAAUGUUGAAAUGGCACAUAAGUCAAUAAGUGUGUUUUCCCAACAAACAAACUGAGAUAUUUGUUUUUAACAACAUAUUCCUCACCCACAUAUAAUUUGAUAAUGCUGUUUCCUGUCUUUUUAAUACAUGACAGGUUACAAAUGCCUACGAUUUUGUUUUAUAUGGCCAUCCAACAGUAGCUGAAUUGGCAAAUUUUUAGACUGUUGCUAUUAGCCUAGAAACUACAUCCCAGGACCAAGAAAUUAUUUCUAAGUUGAUCUGUUUGGUGCAAAUCUGAUAAUAUAUAUACAUACAUUGAAAAUUUGAAAUAUUUCUGUUUUUUUUGUAAUUAGGUCUUUCAUAAGUUGUGAGGAUGAUAUGGCCAUGAUAACCGAAAGCCUUUCAACAACCAUUUAAAAUAUGAUGAGUUUUUGAAGUUAAUUUUACCUGUCUGAUAUUUAAAUAUUUGUCAGCAGUGAGAGUAUCCUAUUUAUACUCUUUAUACCAAAACACUGAAUUUGAAUCGAAUCACAAUUUGAUGAAGAAUAGGCAUUUCGAUUACUGAUUAACUGUGUAAAUAGCAUUGGUUGUUGAAAAUUUAUUUUCCAAUUGAGCUCUGUCAUGCUUCAGUUUAGUAGUCUAUUUCAUCUUGUUUCUAACAAAUCUCAUUUAUAAGAUAUUGGGAUGAUAGAAUACCUAGCCGAUCAUGUCAGUAAAAAAAAGCUGACCAAAUGAAUAGGUGCUAUGACAUAAUAUAUUUAUACUAUAUUCAUCGUAAUGGACAUGUUAUAAAUAUGAUGAAUUAAUAUUGUCAUUUUAGUAUGUAUAUGUAUGUUCAUAAUAAUAUUGUGAUAGUGGUGUGCUAAACAGUGGUAAACUUCCAUUCUAGCUAUCCCCCUUCUAGUAGAUCAUGAUUCAACGCAUUGACCAAGUGAUUUUUGAAUUGUUGUAGAUGUUUUUUAUUAUUUGUUUAUUAUAGUUAUUUUUGUGACAUAUGCUGACAGUUGGGGUAGUUCUGUAUGUAUAUUUGUCUACUAAUUUGUUUGAGCAGAAUUGUAUUCAAUAAUAUUGUUUUGGUAUUGAUAUAAGUCACUGUAUAGCAAUUUCUCUGUUAUAUAGGAGAGAUUGUAAAACAGUCUAAAAUUCGAAGAAAUUUAGAAUACCAAGAUAUAUUAUCAAAAUUGGAGUUAUUUUAGGGGAUGAUAACAAUAUUGAAACAGGUUUGAUACUUACUCCCUCCAUGAAGUCAAAUGAUUUCCUCCUCAAAUAAUGUUACAUUGUGGUAAACUAAGAAAAUGCAUCAUUCCAUAUCAAGCAACAGACUAAGCAAAAUUCUUAUAAAGCCUAACUAAAAUAUAUUAUAAUUUUGCAUUGUAUAUAUUUCUAUUCUAUUUUCUUUAAUCUAUGUCACCACAAGCACGAUUGCUGUUCAGGAAAAAGGGUUAUGGUUUUCAUUUAAGGGUAUACUAAUGCCUGUACUGUAUUCUCCAUAAAUGGGAGCAGCAGGUUAUCGACAAUCGAUAUGUUUUCAUACCAGGAAAAUUUUAACAUAUUAGCCAUCCCUAUCUCCUUUAUCACGACUUCCAUUGAGGCUACUUAAGAAUAAUAUGUUGCAGUCGUUUCAAUGUUCUAUCCAUGUAUCAUAAAUUAUUAACAAUGAAAAUAUAUUUAUCAAGAAUCAUCAGG